AUGAGUAAGAACGAACUUACUCCAUCAAGCUCAAGUGUAAAAUCAAGCGACUCGAGUGGAGUACCAAAACCGCUCACUGGUAACAUCAUUGACCAGCAACCACCCCGCCAACUACCUGAAGACCUUGAAGAUCAAACGUCAUCACACUCGCAUCAUUUCAAAGAAUCCGAUGCUGGGGAUGGUACCUUACGUGAAGAUCAAUACAUACAUGGAACUCGUUUAAUGCUUUGUUUUGUGUCGCUAUUCCUUUGUUUGUUUUUAUUCGCAUUGGACCAAACCAUUGUUGCUACAAUCUUAUCCACGGUUGGAAACAAGUUCAAUGCGUUUGAAAAUGUUGGUUGGUUAUCAUCGGGCUUUUUGUUGACCAUGGCGGUGUUUAUUCAACCUUAUGGGAAAUUAUCCAUCAUAUUUGGUAGGAAAUGGUCCAUGGUUGUUGCCGUUGUCAUAUUCGAAGCUGGAUCUUUAAUGUGUGCGUUGGCUCCAACAAUGAAUGUGUUGAUUGGAGGUCGAGUACUUGCUGGAAUUGGAGGUGCUGGUAUUCAAGGUUUGACAUUUGUUAUUGUGUCUGAAGUUGUGCCUAUCAACAAGAGACCAGUUGGAAUGACGAUUUUAUCUGUGACAUUUGCAGUCGCGUCGGUUUUGGGCCCAUUGAUUGGUGGUGCCUUCACUACCCAUGUUACUUGGAGAUGGUCAUUUUAUAUCAAUUUGCCUGUGGGUGGGUUUGCCUUGGCGGUGUUUUUGUACUCAUUCCGUCCACCGUUUCCAAGAGUGGAUAUUUGGCAAGAAUUGAAAGCGUUUGACUAUAUUGGAACGUUUUUCUUUAUUUCAGGAAGUGUGAUUUUCUUAUUGGCAAUCACUUUUGGUGCUUCUGAUUUUGCGUGGGAUUCCGGUGCUGUCAUUUCUUGUUUUGUACUUGGCCCAGUUCUUUUGAUCUUUUUUGCCGUUUGGAAUUUCCGGUUUUCCAAGAACCAAAUCAUUGGUACUGAUGUUAUUACUACUCCGCAAAUCAUUGCAUCUGCACUUUCAAUAUCUGGAGUAUUUUCAGCAUUCAUUGUCACAAUGAUUUAUGCCUCUGUCUAUUUUCAAGUUAUUCGUGACUCAAGUGCAAUGGGUGCUGGUUUACAUUUGCUUCCUUGUAUCAUUGCGGUUGUUAUAUGCUCCAUUAUUUCGGGAGGAACGAUUCAGAAAUCCAGAUACGUUAAACCUUGGGGUAUCUUUUCGGGAGUUAUGGCUCCAAUAGGUGCUGGGUUGUUGAGUUUACUACGCGUGGACUCUCCAUUUUCAAAACAAGUUGGUUUGUUGAUUGUUAUGGGUAUUGCUACUGGAUGUCAGUUUCAACCUGCAAUCAUUUCUGCUCAAAUCAAAGCGCCAAAGACACCAGGUGGUACGAUCAUGACAACAAUUUUCGUCAAUGCGUCCAGGUGUUUGUCAUCUGCUAUUGCCGCUACAUUAUCUGACGCUGUAUACACUGCAAGUUUAAAAAAUCAUUUCAAGAACGCAAUUCCCAAAGCUAGCCCCCAAAUUCAACAAGCUUUACAAUCAAUCGACCUUUCAAGUCUCAUGUCCAAUAACACGAUUUUGAAAACAUUGGACCCAGUAACCGAGAGAUUUAUCAAGGAGCAGAUGAUGAAGUCUAUUCAGAAUGUGUUUUACAUGUGUAUUGGUUUUGCUGCUAUAUCCACAUUGGCCUGUCCAUUCAUCACUAAUAAGAGAUUGCCUGACAUGAAGAAGAUGGCCAAGAAAGAGGAAAAAAAGGAGGAGAUAAUUCAAGGGGAUGCAACCGAGGCGGAAAAGGAAGCACAGUUGAAACAGCUCGAUACUGAGCCAGUACUCUCCAUUCCAGAGGCGGAAUUGAAUGAGGAAAAGAAUUUGGAGACAAAGUAA
Messenger RNA from Lodderomyces theae, 1884 nucleotides. RefSeq names its product basic amino acid transporter. Gene Ontology annotation, biological process: transmembrane transport. Gene Ontology annotation, molecular function: transmembrane transporter activity. The transcript has a single exon. Bases 1 to 1884 code for a protein of 627 amino acids. Lineage: Eukaryota; Fungi; Ascomycota; Pichiomycetes; Serinales; Debaryomycetaceae. The record is from RefSeq and is a predicted model, not a curated record.